AUGGAGUUUCCAAGAUCUAAUAAUCUUCAAGUAGUUUCUGUGGGGAAUGAUGAUGAUGAUCCAGAAAUUUUGGUUUCCAAAUUCGAUUCUUCAGUUGACAAUCACUUUCAAGCCAUGGAUAAAAUUGCUAAUCUCUCUGGAGAAUCAGAGUUCCAAUAUCCACAAAUUCAACGUUUCUCUUCUUCCAUUACUUUCUUAAGAGAAUGGAGAAAUUUCUGUUAUCAACCUCGAGCUAUUAAGUUUGCUUGUGAAAGCAAUGAGAAAAACGUCACACCUCAAAUCAAGUUGCCUCAGUUUUCUUCAGCACUUGUUCCUAAGGACACUUCAGAUGGAAACAAAGAUUUUGUUAUGCAUGUUGGAGGCCAUGUUUGGGCUUUAGAUUGGUGUCCCAUACUUCACCAAAAUUCCAACACUGACAUUAACGUUGAGUUUAUUGCUGUUGCUGCUCAUCCACCAGAGUCUUCAUAUCAUAAAAUUGGUGCUCCACUUACUGGAAGAGGUCUUAUUCAAAUAUGGUGUUUGUUGAAUGCAUAUACAAAAGAACAAGAUAUGAUUCCUUUGGUCAAAGUCAAACCAAAAAGGAAUGAAGAAACAAAUCUUGAAACCAAUCAACCAAAGAAGCCAAGAGGGAGACCAAGAAAGAAAGCUUCUGAAACUGUUCCUGUUUCUAAUACUGACUCAUAUCCACAGCCUCUUGCUAUUGAAUUCCCUCAACACUCAAAAAAGUUGGUUGAUAUUGACAAAAUUACCCCUGAAACUGUCCCUCAACAGUCACCAAAGUUGCUUGCUAUUGAGAAUCAUCAUCAUCAUCAUCAUCAUCAUCAUCAUCAUACCCCUGAAAGUGUUUCAAAUAGUAACUCAGUUUCUAAAGAUAUUGCUUUGCCUAGACUUGUGAUGGGAUUGGCUCACAAUGGAAAAGUUGCAUGGGAUGUGAAAUGGAGACCCGAUUCUCAUGAUAUUUCUAGUUACAGAAUGGGGUUCCUUGCUAUUUUGCUUGGGAAUGGAGCUCUUGAAGUGUGGGAGGUACCUGUUCUUAGUGCAACUAAGGCUUUAUUUUCUUCUUGUCAAAAGGAAGGUACUGAUCCUCGCUUCCUUAAGUUGAAGCCAGUUUUCAUGUGUUCAAAGUUGAAGUGUGGAGAUAGACAAAGUAUUCCCUUAACAUUGGAGUGGUCAACAUCUGCCCCUCAUGAUCUCAUUCUAGCUGGUUGUCAUGAUGGAGUGGUUGCCCUGUGGAAGUUCUCUACUAAUGAUCCAUCCAUAGAUACCAAACCAUUGCUUUGCUUCAGUGCAGAUACUGUUCCUAUAAGAGCACUUAAAUGGGCACCACUGCCCAGUGAUCCUGAGAGUGCAAACAUAAUCGCUACUUCCGGACAUAAAGGUGUUAGAUUUUGGGACAUUCGUGAUCCAUAUCACCCUCUUUGGGAUAUACCUCUUCAGAAGAUUACAUACAGUUUGGAUUGGCAUCCAGACCCAAGAUGUGUCAUUUUAUCAUCCGAUGAUGGAGAAAUAAAGAUAAUUAACUUAUCAAAAGCUGUAUCUGACACCCCUGUUACUGGUACACCAACCGUAAAAACUCAACACCAUGGAUCACAUAGUUAUUACUGUUCAUCAUCUUCAAUUUGGUGUGUUCAUGUCUCAAGACUAACAGACAUGGUUGCAUAUUGCUGUUCAGAUGGCAAAGUUAUUCAUUUUCAGCUUACAACAAAAUCAGUGGAAAGAGACCCUAACAGAAACCGAGAACCUCAUUAUCUCUGUGGUUCUGUAACCAAGGAAGAAGAAAAGUCAACACUUACUGUGUUGACCCCUUCACCAAAUAUCCCAUUCCCAAUGAAGAAAUCAUCAAACGAAUGGGGGGAUACACCAAGAUCAAAACGUGGACCAUAUGGCCCACAAAGAGGAGGAUGA
Messenger RNA from Lactuca virosa, 1905 nucleotides. The record is from the annotation of a GenBank genome assembly. NCBI's taxonomy places the organism in Eukaryota, Viridiplantae, Streptophyta, Magnoliopsida, Asterales, Asteraceae.